AUGCCUACCCGCAAGAAAAAGGUCCCCGCCGUCAACGUUGACCAUACUGGUACCCUAGAACUCUUGAAGGAAUUAUAUGAAGUUCUGAAGAAAUUCCAACAGACCGUCGAGGAGAAAUCCCGGAACGUGCCCCCCGAUCGGGCCGCAGGCGCCACGUACUUUCCUAUUUUCGAAGGAUUUAUGGAGCAUUUCAAAACGAUCAUCGACCAUCAGAUAGACAGCCGGCUAGACAAUGCUCGGCUGGUCGAGGAGUGCCCCCGGCUGUGUGAUUUCUUCCGGCAUCAGGUCGCAUCCCUAUACUUAUUGCCACUCAAAAUUAUCUUCGUCGCCAUCAAACCUACGCUCCCGGUCGUGAGCUCGCCAAUCUUGGGUCUUAUGAGUUACAUUUAUCACGUCAAACUUGAAGAAUGUCGCGCUGCACCCGCCCUUGUUCCAGAGACCUGGAAGGAUGACGGGAGAAAUAUCGGCCAAUGCUGGGAGAGUAUCUUGGCCGCUUUUGGAGACGGAAUAAGGCUUUUCAUGAUCAACGCACAACAGGGUAAAAAACUCAGCCAAUUCCAAGUUAUGGUAGGAAAGGUUUUUUAUCCCUUUCUAGCUCAAGUGGUGGGCUUCCAGGACUCAAGUAACCCACACAGGCUGAGCGACUACGCCAAGAGAUCACUUUUAGACGCCGGAGAAUCUCUGAGCGGGACAUGUGCUGAGAACAAGGACCUCAUACGAGAUCCCACCAUAUUUGGCCCUGCGAUAUUAUCCCAUAACAUCUUCAACCACUCGGACUUUAUCACCGCCAACAUAGCCUUACAAAUAGCUUACGGAGUCGCGCCGCCUCACAAAAUCGGCAAAGGGGGGUCUAAAAGCGCCAGGAUCCCGUUAGAUAAUAAGACUGCUAGGAAAGAUUGGUUCAGGCAGAUUUUCCCAGUUGAAAAAUUUGGUAAAAGCUUUCAAGAGCAAAUGGUCUCCCGGUUAGCUUCCCUGCCAAGUCAACAGUUUUGGACAGGCCUCGGUGAUAUCCAGGAGAAAAUUUUCGAGAACGAUGAAUCAAGGGCUUGCGCCGUGCCAAUCCAAUCCGGGACCGUUGGGGAAAGGGAGAUCCAAUUUAACACUUUUGCAGCAUCGCCUAUGAAAAAUACGGUCCAAUUCAAUAAGCAUUCCUUGACGUGGAGUAGCUUGGUUUCCAAGCUGGGCGACGAUUCAGUUACUGUUAAUGAAGAAAAGACUGCCGAAAUUUGCUACGAGGCAAUUGCAUCAGCUAAGCUCACUGGAAUAUCGAAAUCUAGGGCACCGUUACCUCAAUGCGAGGAAUUGACUUUAUCCAUAGAGUUCAGCAGUAAUUCUCCUAUCGAAAGCUGUUCUCCAACGGUCUAUUACGCUCCAGAUGACAGUGACGUGCGAGCGAAACUGAACAUGAGAUUGCAGCCACAAUUUGCCGAUGCAAUUUCAAGUAUAUUGAGGCAGCGCAAAAUCAAAUUCUCUCGUUUUGGGAGUUACUUUGAAUCUCACCAGACAGAUGAUGAGGAUACGAAGAUAGUGGAGAUAGAUUCCGACCCACCGCUGCCCGUUCCUGGUGAAAAGAUGACACGACAAACGUCGAAAAUAUCAAUUUCCAAGGAACCUGUUUGCUCUUGGGAAGCUGAACAUUCUUCCGAAAAUCCGCCGCAUACAAAUUCGCGUCAAAGAGUUGAAUCAGUCCAGAGGGAAGCGGGAAUCAACUCCUCGCGAGAAGAAGACUCAAACAGCUUUUCCGAACAGCCCACCGAUCUGGGCAGAAUAAAUGAUCGAAGUCCUUCUGUUUCUGUUGUUGUAGAAUUAAACUCCAAAUCCUCCCCAAGCGUUGUUCACACCGGAACACCGAUGUCUCCAAAAAGAAAAGGCCAUCCGAGAGUAUCUUCUCCAAUUGAAGCCUCGUGUUCAAGAAAGGAAGUCACUCGAUCACAGAAAAUUAAACGUACUCGAAUCAUCGAGUCGCCAGAUGAUUCAAUCCGUUCGUCACCCAUGUCCCAUUUUCGGCAAGGUUCCGGAAACGAAUUGAAGAAAGCCCCGCCCUCAGUUACGCGUCAAGCACGCGAAACAAAAGCCAAAUCUCCCUUGGCAAAAAUACCUUCGCUCAAAUCCUUCAAGCCUGCUAAGUCUCACGAUUAUACCCAGGAAAAAUCGGAUACGCCCCAAACGAUCGAGUAUUCAACUCUCUCAAGAAAAAAAAUGAAGGCAUCUGCUCGAUUUGCCUCGGAAGAGAUCAUCGAUUCAUGCUCUGACGCCGAAGAUGAAAAAAAUCUGACUCGAUCUGAGAGUAUUGCCUCGAUUGAAGAAGUUUCCGACCAAAUCAUGACAAGCAAUCAACCUGAACCAAUCCCGCACAGUGAUCCCGAAGUAGAAGACGAAAUCCUUUCAGACGACCUUGACGCCAGAUUUUCCAAAUCUUCAGCUCAAUUUUUGGAAAUGAAGAUGCCGCAGAAUCUCCCGGGAAAGAGGAAUGCGGACGGCGAUCACCGCAGCAUUACGGGCAUGGCGAGUAGGUCUCGAUCAGUGGCUCGCAAAAACGAAUCAAGCAAGCCCCAACAAGCUCAAAAAAAAGUUCCAAAGGACCUUGAAAAGGCUGGGCUUCUCGAAAAUCGGAAAACCGACCCGGGGUCGAAACUGAAAAGACUAUCACCCAGCAAAAGUCGUCUCGAGCGUAGUACUUUUUCACCUGAAAUUGAUGUCAUCGAGCAAGCCCGUCCGUCCGUCCGUAAAACUGCUUUUGGCCUAGAUGUCUUGAAGAAGUUCCAUCGUCGAAAAGAGGAUACCGAUCAAGAGGAGUUAGACACACAAAGAACUAAGCGGGGAAUUCGAAUCUCUGACCUGGGGAAAAAUCUCAUCACAAGACCGAAAAAAUGCUUCCAGCCGGAUCAGAGUAAUCUCAGGAUGGUUCAAGAUUCGAAACCCAAAAAAUCAGCCGAACACUCAAUCAAUCCAAUCUUAUCUGCCAUCAAAAAGACAGUUCAAACCCCGUCAUCUGUCGAUUCGACCGCUCAAAAAACCUUCAAUCCAUUCGAGGCAAGCCUAAGACCCAUAAAGAGCUCCGAGGCCAGCGGCUCAAAGCGUGUUGGAAGAACGAUAGACGUGGAUCAGCUUUCAAGCACUCCUUUAUCCAGAAUGCGCUUGGAAGGCUCUGAGAGGAGUAAUGAAUUCAUGGGCAAGGGUGAAAAUCUGCGCAAACCGAAACGCAUUAGGUUCGAGUCGCCUCGCAGCGCUCCUAUACCACGAAAGAUUAAUCAUUCGAGGUCAAACAACAGGGACACUUCGCAAAGGGAUACUCCAUCUCCCGUCGAGGGAGAUCGUGCUGGUGAAAACGAAAUUUUACAUUCCGUUAAACGAAAGAGGGCCCAACCAGACAUUCUUCUGAAGGAUAGCAAAGACCUAUUGAAGUCUGCGCUGAAGACAAGCACGCCUUCUCGAGCGGCUGCUCGGUCGAACCUCGAAAAUUUCCAAGCAAAUCCAGAAAAUCAGAAGAUUCGCGGCUCGUCUAUACUUGGAAUCGACCAGGAGGCUCCUGUUGGAUUAUACCAAAGUUCAUCCACGUCUGGAAAACUUGUAGAUUGGUCGAAAAAAGCAACGGCUGCGUCUCCCUCCAAGUAUUCGGAUCCAGUCAGGAAUGAAAAAGUGAAUGCAUGGGAAGAAGAUGCGUCAAGCUACAUGAAUCAGUUGUCAGAGAUGGCUGUUGCGGGCAUCAGAAAUAAGCAAGUGAAGAUCAAAGGUGUUGCUGCCACGACUCAACUAGGUAUCCUCACCUCAGCCAGCAAUAUUAUCAAAGAAUUCGACGAGCAAAGUGAAGCGAUCAAAGAAGGUAUCGCGCAACAUGCACUGCAAACACAAAAGGAAUACAAGCAGUACCACAACGACGUCAAGCAGUAUCGGAUAAAAAUGCAGCAGGAUGUUAACUGGGCCAAUGCCUACAUGAACGAGCGCACCAAGGACGCUUCUCCCGACGCUGAAUAA
Messenger RNA from Puccinia triticina, 3975 nucleotides. RefSeq lists its product as uncharacterized. NCBI's taxonomy places the organism in Eukaryota, Fungi, Basidiomycota, Pucciniomycetes, Pucciniales, Pucciniaceae. Bases 1 to 3975 code for a protein of 1324 amino acids. The record is from RefSeq and is a predicted model, not a curated record. The transcript is spliced from 14 exons.